Molecule: messenger RNA, 2954 nt
Organism: Filobasidium floriforme
Lineage: Eukaryota; Fungi; Basidiomycota; Tremellomycetes; Filobasidiales; Filobasidiaceae
Exons: 7
Coding region: 297-2804 (835 amino acids)
Cellular component (GO): nucleus
Source: RefSeq, a predicted model, not a curated record
CGACGUCGUUCGUCAGAUGCAAUCACAUCGGUGGCGCCGAGGCUGACCAGUAUCUCUGUAGUGAUAGUACCAUCGAGCCGGAAAUUUCGCGAUGAAACCCGCCUGUCCUAGCUUGGACAACGCCCGAAAUCACUCGGGGUAGAUCGAUUACUCAACAUCUGAGAACUGAGAAGCUCGUUUCAAUCGCGAUCAAAUCCAGAUAAUCGCCACAUCCAGCUCCCCGUACACAUUAUCCUGCUUAUCUAAUAUCAGGCCUCGCUGGAUGACAGCAUAGAUCACUUUGAUCUGCCGGUACCAUGCGGCACCGCCGUACGCAACAGACGAGCAUCCUCGACUAUGUAGGCUCGAACCCGUCCAAAGCCUCGACGUCCACUCAGACGAACAGGGAGGGGCCGAUCAACUUUACCGCCACCUACCGAGGUUCUACUCAGAGUCGCGCCGAUGAAGGGGAUGAAGCUGGGGACGAAGUGGAUUCCGAAGAAGAGGGAGAGGGAAGGUUGGAUAGGUUUCGCUUGGACCAUCGGAAGACGCGGUUGAAUACGGAGGAAUUGGAAGAGCCGACCUAUGAAGGCGAGGCUUCGCGGACGAGGGAACGGAGGAGGCAGGGGAAGAAGAAGGUGCUCGUUGAUGUGGAAUCGGAGGAGGAUUUUGAGGACGAUCAGCCACGGAAACGAGGACCGCAACGUCGCCAGGACACGGCUGAUCUACCGCCGCAGAGUAGUAGUCAAGCGAGGGAAGCUAUCGGUGCCAUUACCAUCGACGUACCAUCCUCUUCCUCUUCUCGCUCCGAAUCGCCUCACAAGUCUACGGUCUCGCCCGCCGUCAGACGUCGAAGGAGAUCGGGCGUCGUGCUCUCGGGUACGAGCAGUUCUCAACAUGCUAGCAACCAAGAGCAGGAGCAAGAUGACGAUGAUGAUCCGCUCCGAACGCCCACAUCUACACAAGAGAAACCUCACCGAGUUCCGAAUUCGCAUUCGGCGAGUAAGCGUAAACGACGUCUCGUCUUGGAUGAUAAUUCAGACACUGAAGACUUGGGCCGACCUGGUCCUGGUCCAUCGACGUCGACAAACAAUAUGACCCGUUCGGCCACUAAACGCAAGACCCGGAGCGGUGGACCUGUAACUCCGACUCCUCCUUCCCCCCUCGGUUCUGAUGCCGAGAGAGUGCACGCACGGACGCGGAAAAAGGCUAGACAGGUGGAUUAUUACGAAUCGGAUGAUCCGAUGGAUCUGUUGAGCGGCCAGAAGGGUUUGGGAAAGGGUAAAGGAAAGAUGAGGGAGGAUCUCGAUGAUGCGGUCUUCGAAGCCGAGACGUCUUUGAGCCCAUCUCAAUCUCAGUCGGUCGGCCGAAAGACGAAUACGGCUCUCAGAAGUGGGGUGGGGAACGCCCGUCAAACGAGGUCGACGAAACAAGUCUCUGCGAACAUGGAGGAUGUCGCGACACAUCCGCCAGUUGGUAGACCGAAGACGAAGCUCAAGAUCUUUUCUAGCGAGUCUGAAUCUGAAUCUGAAUCUGACGCGGAACCCGAACCUGCUGUGAAAUUGCGGGGGUGGAGCAGUACGCCCUCUGGAAAUCCAGGUUCGGACGGAAGUGACGUGCCGCAAAAGCAGCGGAAGAUCAAAGGCAAGGACCUUCGACGAAAGAGGGCCCGGGUACAAGAUCCCGAUGACAGCGAGGAGGAUGAGAUCGAUCCGAAAGAGUUGUUGGAAGAGAUCGCUAUGGAUGAGCCUGUGGUCGUGAAGAGCAGGAUGAGGGAUCGAACGAAGAAGUCAGCGUUCGAACGCAAUCUCGCGAGGUUGAAACGCAAGCAACAGGCGAAACGUCUCGGGCAGCCGUAUAACGAAGAAUCGACGACGGACGAGUCCGAGGAGGAAGAAGAUGCCUCGAACGGAUCUGUCGACGAGUACGGCGAUGCUGGGCAGAUUGUUAUUGAUGGUUCGGAUGAAGGGGAGAACGUCAAGGCCAUCGGUCUGGACGAGGAAGAAGACUUUAUCGAUGACGAUUCCGAGAUAGACGAGGUAUACGAUGAUCGGCUAUUACCUGCCCAGUUCCGGAUGUCUUCUCAUCAAGACCUGGAACACCAUUUCAAAGUCAUCUCCCAAUACUUUAUCCACCUCGUCGUCACUGGCCCGAACUUUACCGAGGAAUCAGAAUCCAGCUAUUUCAAGACCGCACUCGAAGCUUUCCGGCGUCGUUUCCAGGGGAUGAAAGACUCGUUGAUCACCUCGAGCGUAUGGAAACCGGAGUUCAAGAAGAGUCUGGAGGUCUGGCCCGAGUUUAUCAUCGGGCAUUUGGACGAGGCGGUCAUGGGAUGUGAUGCGUGUCAUCUGUCGGGAAGGAUGAGCAAAUAUGAGGGGAGGUUGGAAGGGAGGGCUUAUGACCCGGAGACGUUCGAGGACAUCGACUCGGAUGAUGAGGAUGAUAGUAGUGAUAGCGGACUUGAGGACCAGGCGGAACCACCUUCCAAAGGUCCGUUCAGGUUGGGGAAAUAUUGUCAAGAAAGAGCUCGGGUGUUCCACGAGUUUACCCACUGGGAGCACGAGCUGUAUUUCGCGUACCGACUGCCUUACCGUUCGCUCUUACGUCAAUCGAACGCCGAACUAGACGACGAGCAGGAACUGGCCAGUGAUGAGGAGGUCAAAGAGGUGAAGAAAUUCGUCCCUGUCGCCGGAUUCACGAGUGACACAAUCCGGGACGGGGACGAGGUGUUGGAGUAUUUCGAGAGGAAGGGGUAUAUCAAGCGGGAAUGGCAACGAAUGAGUCGGUUGAUGGAGGACGCCCGAAACCUCGAAGUCCGGCGAUGAAAGCAAGCGUAAAUCGGCGAUGGGUGACGUGACUACGAGACAGGAUUUGAGACUAGAAGGUGACGUUGUAGCGAGUAUGAGCGUGUAAAAUAGCAAGCAGACCUGCAUAAUUCACAGUUCAGGCGAACAAACAGUGUCUACCCGUGUUUG